GUACAUUUGAUUGGUUUUAGAGGGUUGGAAUUCUUUAGAUUGUCAUAGUCAACGCUUUAGAUCUCAGGUUUGUUUCGCUGAUCUGUUAGGCUUGGGGAAAUGGCAACCGAUGAACCAGAGCAUCCUACUCUCUCUUCCAUCGGACAGCAAGGGAUGCCGUGGGGUGGCGUGCAAGAGCCUCUUCUCCAUGGCCAACAACGACAAGUGGAGAAUUAUUCCGUUCUUGCAUCUAUACUGCCGUUUCUGUUCCCCGCUCUUGGAGGAUUACUCUAUGGUUAUGAUAUUGGUGCUACGUCAUGUGCCGCAAUUUGUAUAGAGUCUGCCACAUCAAGUGGAAUUUCAUGGUAUGACUUGUCAUCUGUGGAAGUUGGUCUCAUAACUAGUUGCUCACUGUAUGGUGCUUUAAUUGGUUCUCUCCUGGCCUUUAAUGUGGCAGAUUUCAUAGGACGAAGAAGGGAAUUGAUUCUGUCUUCAAUACUAUAUCUUAUUGGAGCAGCAAUAACAGCAUUUGCCCCCAUCUAUGCCAUAUUGGUGAUUGGACGUUUUAUCUAUGGUGUAGGAAUUGGGUUGGCAAUGCAUGCUGCUCCAAUGUACAUUGCGGAGACAUCACCCAGCCAGAUACGAGGGCUGCUUAUUUCUCUUAAAGAAUUCCUCAUAGUCUUUGGAAUGCUGUUAGGCUAUACAGUUGGCAGCCUUCUGGUGGAAGUGGUUUCUGGUUGGAGGUAUAUGUAUGGAAUUAGCGUUCCAUUAUCAAUUUUUAUGGGAAUUGGAAUGUGGUGGCUUCCUGCAUCACCUAGAUGGAUUCUUUUAUGUGCGAUUCAAGGAAAGGGUGAUAUGCAGGGUCUACGAGAGACAGCUGUAAAUUGCUUAUGCAGGGUGAGGAGUAAAGCAGUUAAUGAGUCAGCAUAUGAGCAAGUGGAUGAGAUUCUGUCCGAGCUUUCUAAUCUUAGUGAAGAAAGAGAGGCUACAUUUGGAGAAAUCUUCCAAGGAAAGUGCUUGAAAGCCCUAAUAAUAGGUGCAGGACUAAUCCUGUUCCAACAGAUUGCCGGGCAGCCUACUGUUCUUUAUUAUGCAGCAAAAAUCUUUCAGGAUGUGGGAUUUGCUGCAGCAGCUGAUGCCACAAGGGCCUCCAUCUUUCUUGGAUUGCUGAAGCUGAUUAUGACAGGUGUGGCAGUUGUAGCUGUCGAUAGACUUGGGAGAAGACCUCUCCUGCUUGGAGGUAUCUCUGGUAUUGUAGUAGCAUUGUUUCUUCUUGGAUCGUAUUACACCUUUCUCAGUGACGUGCCACCGGUUGCUGUCAGUUCUCUGCUAUUGUAUGUUGGAUGUUACCAGAUAUCAUUUGGUCCAAUGGGGUGGUUGAUGAUUUCAGAGAUCUUUCCCUUGCGAGUCAGAGGAAGGGGUUUAGGCAUUGCAGUUCUUGUGAAUUUUGGGGUUAAUGCUCUGGUGACCUUUGCAUUUUCUCCUAUGGAGGAACUGGUUGGAGCUGGAAACGUGUUUUUCAUAUUUGGUGCCAUAGCCAUCGCAGCUGUCAUUUUCGUCUACUUCAUUGUACCCGAGACGAAGGGGCUAACACUGGAGGAGAUCGAGGCCAAAUUCCUCUGAUGUCUCAUUCUCUAGUUCUUCUGAGCGGAUUCUUUGUCAUUAAGUGAAAUGCAUUUGGGUAUCAUUGGACUGGCAUUCCCCUAAAUUUUCAUUAACAGCAGAGAAUGGCACGAUCUACCUGACACAUUUUCUUCCCGAAAGUUUGGGAUGCUUCUGCAACUAUAUGUAAAUUUCCAUAUUUAUCCUUGUAAAGAAUAUUCCAAAUAUCUUGUAAAUCUUUGGAUAUUUUAUCCAAGUUACUAAAAAAUUUAGAAGAAUUCAGCAUUUGGAUGGUUCUUCGAUUGAUGAUGCAGCAGGCAUUUAUUUA
Molecule: messenger RNA, 1909 nt
Organism: Cuscuta campestris
Lineage: Eukaryota; Viridiplantae; Streptophyta; Magnoliopsida; Solanales; Convolvulaceae
Source: the annotation of a GenBank genome assembly